AUUGCGCCAUCUCCCAGUGGAGGCCAUAUUUGAUGCGGACGGUAAACAGAUGGACUUUAUCCCCAACAUUCGAGUCAUCCGAAGUCAGCGGAAGACCAUAAAGCUGAUGUUUAAAAAGUAUGCCUACUCUAAGAGCAACAAUCACGAAGCCACGACUUACUGGCACUGUCGUAGCCGUCGCAAUGGAAAUCCUGCAUGCAAAGCUCGGUUUUCAACCAAGAAGCUCAGGAACGGGCGCUAUAAAGUAUAUCUGACCCAGCCGGAGCACAAUCAUCCUCCGAAAAAGCGUCACCUAUAAUCAGAAUAAUUAUAUUUUAAGAUGAGAGAAAUAUAAAAAAGCCAUGAUUUGGCAAAAUGA
Drosophila yakuba is the source of this 358-nucleotide messenger RNA. RefSeq lists its product as uncharacterized. The record is from RefSeq and is a predicted model, not a curated record. NCBI's taxonomy places the organism in Eukaryota, Metazoa, Arthropoda, Insecta, Diptera, Drosophilidae. Bases 50 to 298 code for a protein of 82 amino acids. The transcript has a single exon.